Molecule: messenger RNA, 1603 nt
Organism: Exaiptasia diaphana
Lineage: Eukaryota; Metazoa; Cnidaria; Anthozoa; Actiniaria; Aiptasiidae
Product: DELTA-thalatoxin-Avl2a-like
Exons: 3
Coding region: 67-1563 (498 amino acids)
Source: RefSeq, a predicted model, not a curated record
AAAAACUCGAGCUGAUUCACAAUCAACUUAUUACGUUUCUUGGAAUUGGUAACAGUUAAGUAUAAAAUGAGCUUCUACUUCCAAAUAUCUACGGCCUUUUUGAUUCUACUGGGACUCCUCGUGGUAGCAGAAAGUGGUUUUGCCAAAAAACGUCAACACCCUAAACCACAUUUGAAGGCUGAARAACAUGUAGAAAUCAAAGCUCAACAAGAAGCAAAGGCUGAGCCUUCAAAGACAACAAGGGGUGCCCUUGGUCAAGGCUUCGAUCUCAAUAAAAUCGAUUUGCUCAGCAAGCAAUUGCAAGCAUCUGGAUCAAAAGUUUUCGAGGACUUUGAUUAUGAUGAGUGCACAGUUACCGACAAAUUUGGUACUACUCAAAAAGAUGACUCCUUCUACAGCAGCACAGAGUCCCUGUACAAAUCCGUUUCAAGCAACUCAAAGAUUAGUGCAAGUCUGAAAGGUGCAUACUCUCUGGGUGCUUCAAUAUCAGCCGUCACUAACAACAUCAAUUCAGGAAACACAGAGAUCUCUGGGCUAUCACUYAACAUCAAGGCAUACAGCAUGUCAACUUCGCUGAAGCAAGACUGCAUCAACAAAAAACCAUUGGCYAAAGAUCUUGUCAAAGACUUUGAAAAUCUAGGAAAGAAAGUCGAAAACCCACACAAGUUGCAGUCCUGGAGAGCGUACAAGGUAUUUCUGGAGAAGUAUGGGUCACACAUUGUGAAGGAGUCUCAAUCCGGCUCRAGCAUCUACCAAUAUGUCUUUGCUAAAUCUGAAAAGCAGUUCAGCCAACGUGACUUCACUGUCAAGGCUUGCUUGGAAUUAGCAGGUCCUACUCAAGCAGGAGAGCUAGGAGUUUCUGCUUGUUCGGAAGUAUCGGAAGAAGAAAAGAAAGAGUCGUCUAAAAAAUCGAUGGUCAAAAAGAUGGUUGUCAGAGGGGGCACAGCAGACACAAGGGCGGACUUGACGGGCGAGCUCACCAAWGAACAGAUUAACAAGUUCAUGAAAGAAGGACAAUCCGACCCAUCACCGAUCAAUUAUGCCUUUUAUCCAAUAUGGACUAUUCUAAAAUCCAGGUACAUUGGUACAGACCAUUUCGCAAAGGCGGUUAAUCUGGAGCAGUUUUACAAAGGAUAUCUGAGUUUUGGAUGCUCCCACGAAAAAACCAGCAACGAUAAGGAAAUCCARAAAUUCGACCUUGCUGAAGACAGCGACCCAGAGGCCCCGUCGUAUGUGUGCAAAAUUGGUCCAGAAGGAUGUCAUGUUGACGAUGACUGUCACUAYGAAAAUGCGUUCUGGUGCUCAUGCUCCGGUGAGUCUUGUCUUCGAUACAAAGAAACUAAACUCAACAGUGGAUCAACCAAGAAAGAGGCCUAUGCAUGGACAGGCAGUUCAUGGGGCUGGCAAGGAUGCGAGCGAAGUGUGUUUUCUUGCUAUUGUAGUGAUCCUAGAAAGAACUGGGACGAGACCUGGUCAGGAGAUAUUGAUGGCACUUUAAAAGAUGUACACCACAKGCUUAAACGACGCCGUGACCAAACUAAACGACAGCAAUGUCCAAAAUGAUCGAAAGGGAAAGUGCAAUGUAAACUUAAGUAGUAUAAAG